GGAUGGUUUUGACGUCGGACGUAGUUGUGGUCUGUCCUGUCUUGCGUGCGUGCGGGUCACCGAAGAUCUGGGAAAUACGUGGUUGACGUUUGCAGACUGACGUUUUGGAUCUUAAUCUGAGAUGUUAUCUGUUUUAUUUAGAAAACGCUGCAUAACUACCCCAAAGUUAUAUCACCCACCAAAAUGUUGGACGUCGUCACUUAUCAGACUUAGUGAUGGUGGAUCAAGUGACAAUCAACAGGUCAGCUGGACGUCCUUUGCCAGGCCCACAACAGAAUGGCGUGAAGUUUCAAGAGGAAAAUAUUCUCCUAAAAUCCUUGCUUUCAUAAAGACUGGUCUCUCCCUAAGGUGUCCGUGCUAUGCGGUGGGUUUUACAGCAAGGAAUCAAUCUUUUCAUUCAUCUGUUGUGAGGCUCAAGAAGAGACCACAGCCAGUACCACCUCCCAGGGAGCUGGACCUGCUGCGGUAUGAUAUGAACGACUUCUGGAAGAGUCCCAAACCAGCUCUGUGGCUGGGGGUUGCGGGACUGAUCCCCUUUGUUGCCCCGCCACUCAUCAUGGGUGUGACUGAAAGCUACUUUCCCGAGCUUGCCUAUGCUCAAGUGGCCUAUGGCGCGUCCAUCGUUUCCUUCCUGGGAGGAGCUCGCUGGGGGUUCGCUCUCCCUGAGAGUAGCCCUGCCAAACCUGAUUGGAUUAACCUGAGCAACAGUGUGGUUCCUUCACUCUUAGCCUGGGUUACCAUGCUGAUGGCCGACAACAUUGUUCCUUCAGCUACCAUGGUUAUUAUGGCGCUGGGAAUCUCACUUCACUAUGAUCUGUCACUCCUGCCCACCUACCCCAGCUGGUUUAAAGCCCUGCGUGCAUUCUUGACCUUUGUGGCAUUUUUCUCUCUACUGGGUACACUCAUUACGCAUCAAAUGUACCCGGAGAAAACUUUUUUCUCAGCCUGAGAAAUCAGGUAUCCUGGGUUAACAUCUUAAUUUCAGAUGGCAAAACGUGUGUGCGGUUUCCUGUGUUUUCUUUUCCAUGGAAACCGGGUCAUAAUGGCUCUUUGAGUGUAAAAGGUUUCCGAUUCCUGUGGUAGACAAUUAAAAGAAUGUUGUUUUGUUAUAAUUUGAGACAAAAUAAAGAACAUUUAAAAAAUUACAAAUUUUUGGAAAUACGGUGCAUCCAAAUUACAUUCUUCUAUUAAAAAUAAAU
Corythoichthys intestinalis (scribbled pipefish) is the source of this 1199-nucleotide messenger RNA. RefSeq names its product transmembrane protein 69-like. Lineage: Eukaryota; Metazoa; Chordata; Actinopteri; Syngnathiformes; Syngnathidae. The transcript is spliced from 3 exons. The record is from RefSeq and is a predicted model, not a curated record. Bases 122 to 949 code for a protein of 275 amino acids.